Onychostoma macrolepis is the source of this 2104-nucleotide messenger RNA. RefSeq names its product ring finger protein 114 (gene rnf114). The coding region runs from base 152 to 844 and encodes 230 amino acids. NCBI's taxonomy places the organism in Eukaryota, Metazoa, Chordata, Actinopteri, Cypriniformes, Cyprinidae. Gene Ontology annotation, molecular function: ubiquitin protein ligase activity. The transcript is spliced from 6 exons. Gene Ontology annotation, biological process: protein polyubiquitination; ubiquitin-dependent protein catabolic process. The record is from RefSeq and is a predicted model, not a curated record.
CACACACACACACUAGGUACUACAUUGCAGUCAUCUAUUUACCCACUGCUAUUUUUGUCAUCAGAUAAAUAAGGCUGUAAUAAUGUAUUUUCUCAUGCGAUCAGCUGAGUUAUGGCUCCUCCCAUCCGAACAGUGAAUCUCACCGGAGUUCAUGAACACGGAACACAGCGCAGCAGACAUGGCUAUGCUCAAAACAGACCCUCAAACUGAUGUGAUCGAUGCAGAAUAUGAGGACUACGUCUGCCCCGUGUGUUUGGAGAUAUUUAUCUCUCCGAUGACCACAGACUGCGGACAUACAUUCUGUGAAAGCUGUCUUAAGGAGUGCUUGCGGCCUCAGAAACCUGUCUGUGCGGUCUGCAGGUCUGAUCUGCACAACUGGAAUAAAGCAGAUAAUGUACAAGAUGUGAUGAAAAGAUCAAUCGGAAAGUGCAAAGGCUGUAAAAAUGAGGUUCUUUUGUCUGACAUGCGAAACCACAUAGUGGCUUGCUCUAAAUAUCAAGACUUUAUCAAGGAAGGUAUGAAGGCCCUUUCAAAGAACCAGCCUUCCAUUGACAGUUCAGUGCCGAACCGUUAUACGUUUACCUGUCCCUUCUGUAACAAACAGAACUUUGACCAGGAUGGUCUGGUGGAGCACUGCACCUCAAAGCAUGCACACGACCCACGUCCAGUGGUGUGUCCGAUAUGUGCCUCGAUGCCCUGGGGCGACCCUAAUUACAGGAGCGCUGACUUCUUUCAACACCUCAGAAUAAGACAUGCAUUUUCCUAUGACACUUUUGUGGAUUAUGCUACAGAUGAGCAAGCCAUGAUCCAGGAAGCUCUACAGCGCUCUCUCUCGGAAAACUGAUGUGAGGGACACAUGGGUCCCCAGCUGAACUUAAAACAACCAAAAAUCAAUGCUUACGAAAGAUGAACAAACUAUAUUGGGAUUCAGGGCUAUUCUGAUAUAUUGUUCUGCCUAAUUUUGGUCAUGCCAAAGUUCCUAUUGGUGUAAUUUUGGUGAUUUGAACUGAGUCAUAUAUUCCAGUAUAUGCAUAUAUAAAAUAUUUCCAUAUACAUUAAUUCGUAGCUGUAAAAAUACAUAUUCUGCCCAUCUAUAAUUAAUUCAAAUUAUAUAACUGAUUUCUGUUUAUAGAGUAUAGUUUGCGUAGCAGAUUGUCAGAUUUUGUGACACUGGAACAGAACAGUCUGAUAUAUAAGCUUGUAAAAGAACUGUAAUAAGGCGAGUCUUGUCAGAUGCUUCUAGUGUAGAAAAUAUUGACAUUGAAUCAUGAGGUAAUUCUUUUGAUCUCGAGAGUGACAGCUGAUUCAGAAGUAGUUUAGAGGAAUCAAAGGCAUAAGCUUUUUCUGUCAUUGUGUUUUGUAUUAUUUUGUUCUUUUAAGAAGCCAUUAGAGGUGUGUUUCACUUUGAGAUUAGUGUGCUAUGUACUGAAAUGAGUUUGCUCAAACCAGUAGGGGGCAGUAUUGUAUCAUUAGUCCACCAUAUUGUUUAUCCUCUCUGUACUCCCUGACCUAAGCAGUGCUCACUAAGUGUAGUGCAGCUACUGGCACGUCCAUGGCUUGAUCUGACUUAUCAAGAGGUAUGUACUGAUAGGUUCUGCCCUUAAAGGGAUAGUUCAACUAAAAAUUUAAAUCCUGUCAGAAAAAGAUAUGCACCUUGUUGUUUUAGACACUGACUUUCAUUAUAUAGAUAAAAACAGUGCAAAAUAUCUUCUUCUGUGUUUCACAUGAGAAAGAAUCAUUCAGGUUCAGAAUGACACAAGGGUGAGUAGAUGAUGAGAGAAGUUACUUUUUUUUUUUUUUUUUAAUAUAGCGUAUAUAGCAGUCAAACAGUACACGGCAGUUUUAUGAUAUGGUAAAAUUAGUCCGUUUAAUUGGCAUUAGAUUGAAAUCCUGCAAUCUACUGAACAAAGUGUAAUGAUGAAGUCAAACUUGUGUUGCAUGCUAUUUGACACAGAUUUUACCACUGUGAAGAUAAAUUAUAUCCUGUGCCUAUUUCAUUCAUAUGCUGUUAUUAUUAGUGCUUAAUAGUACUGAUUCAUUGGCCUGUAUGUUCUUUGGGUGAAUUGGUUAUGUAUAGUUAAUAAUAAACCUUUUCUCAAAAGCC